Messenger RNA from Cuscuta epithymum, 689 nucleotides. The record is from the annotation of a GenBank genome assembly. Lineage: Eukaryota; Viridiplantae; Streptophyta; Magnoliopsida; Solanales; Convolvulaceae.
UGAAAGCGAAGUCUUACGAUUUUCAAACAUUGACCGCUCUCGUAUUUGCAAUUUUGCAUCUUUGGAUUCAAAAAGGGAAUUCAUCGGCAAAUCUUAUUGGGAACAUAAACUGCUCUUUGAUUAAAAGUGUCGCUUCUGAGUUUUGGUGGGGGAUCUUCACAUCCUUGGAAGUUUAUGAGGUACAAAUCUUCUAAAACUUAUUCAGUGAGCUAUGAUCUUAACUUCUAUGGUGGCUUCUUUUGUUUGAACGAGGGAGUGCAAGGAUCUCACGAUGCUUUUAGCAAGGCAUUAAUUAUUGUGCGGGAAGGUUGGCAUACUGCAAGAUUGGUCAGUUUUACAGAGUUUUUCAGGAAUGUUUGGACAUUUAUCUUUGGAAGAAGGAGCAUUUACAUUCGUAGUUGGUUGACAUUGAGAUUAACCCUAGGGAUUCUCACACUCUUGAGCAUCACGAUUCUUAAUUUGAGAAUUUAUUUCAGUCAGAUUCGCAAGCUUUCAUGGAGAAUAUAUACUAUGGACUUAGAUAAGGAUUUAACUAUAUGUGGGAAAUAAAGUUCAAUAAGAGAGUUUUGCGUGUUGUUAAGGAUAAAAACGUCUUUAGAGAAACAACCCUCCGGUAUGAAGACACAUAUGGACUAUAGACUCAAUCAACGGACGAGAUUCCAAGUCUUAUCAGAUUCGAGCAUUUGCAC